AACCGCCGGGAAACGCGGCCUCUGUUGGAUGCAAAUCCUCGAGGAGAUUCCAUCCUCACUGGCAAGUCUACUCUGUCUCACCAGCACCGGCGAAGGCGAGAGCGUCUCCGCCGGCCGCUGCUCGAUAAUCCGUCGUCGCCGCCGCCACCUUCGCUGGCCGGUCGACAUCAUCGAGCUACUUUGUCGUAUUUAUUCCGUCGAAGUGACAUGUCGAGAAGAAAACAGGCUAAACCACGCGCUCUCAAAAGGGAUGAUGUGGAAGAUUUCACAGAAGAGAGCGCCGAAGAUACUAUCCUCUGCGGCAGGAAUAACACGAAAGAAAAUGAUCCCAUAGAUGCAGAUGGUCUUAUAUUCUUUCGUACAUUUCGUGAAUACUGAGCUGCAACCGUGACUUUCCCUGUAUCCAAUCAAUUAAUAACAACAGGAAAUAAAUUUAUUUACUUUCUUAAUUAGGAACUGUGCAGGAUUAUAACUUUUACGGAAAAUUUCAAGUCUCAUUUCUGUUUUUUAUCUUUUAGAAUUCUCGAGAAAAAUUCGCAAACCCUCGUGAAUUAAAAAGAAAUUAUUUCUUCUUGUCUCAACAAAUUAUAAUUUCUUAAACCUGAUUGCGCUAGUGCAAUACGAUCUUUAGAUAGUACCGGGAGAAUAUUGAACGUCUUGGAAAAAAAUCAGAGAUUAUGAUGUAUUUCAUGUAAGAAAUUUUCAA
Messenger RNA from Stegodyphus dumicola, 706 nucleotides. RefSeq lists its product as uncharacterized. Gene Ontology annotation, cellular component: nucleus. Lineage: Eukaryota; Metazoa; Arthropoda; Arachnida; Araneae; Eresidae. The record is from RefSeq and is a predicted model, not a curated record. Gene Ontology annotation, molecular function: DNA-binding transcription activator activity, RNA polymerase II-specific; RNA polymerase II cis-regulatory region sequence-specific DNA binding. Gene Ontology annotation, biological process: regulation of transcription by RNA polymerase II.